Molecule: messenger RNA, 786 nt
Organism: Rosa chinensis
Lineage: Eukaryota; Viridiplantae; Streptophyta; Magnoliopsida; Rosales; Rosaceae
Product: MADS-box protein defh21
Exons: 3
Coding region: 1-786 (261 amino acids)
Biological process (GO): positive regulation of transcription by RNA polymerase II
Molecular function (GO): RNA polymerase II cis-regulatory region sequence-specific DNA binding; protein dimerization activity; DNA-binding transcription factor activity, RNA polymerase II-specific
Source: RefSeq, a predicted model, not a curated record
AUGGGUCGCAGUAAUACAAAGUUGCCUUUGGAACUAAUAAAGAAUGAGAAGUCGCGCAAUGUCACUUUUCGAAAGAGGAAGAAGGGAUUGAUGAAGAAGACGUAUGAAUUGAACAAGCUUUGUGAUGUGCAGUGUUCUGUUAUCAUUUAUGAGAACAAAAAUGGCCAACUGGUCCGGCCGGAUACCUAUCCUGAAAACCCUGAAGAGGUCAAGCAAAUUAUUGAUAGAUUUGUCUCCAAAUCAGCCAAAGUAAGGAAAGUUGAAAACUUGGCUGAUUUUUUCGGCAAACAAAUCAUGCAAGUGAAGAAAGAGACUGCCAAAUUGCACCAAAGGAACAAUGAAGCUCGGUUUCCUUCAUGGCAUGACAUGCUAGAUGACUUUUCAUUAGAUCAAUUGCUUGCUCUUUUGAAAAAACUAGAGCACAAAAUCGAAGACGUGCACAAGCAUUAUGAUAAGCAAUGUGUUAUUGAUGACAGUAUACUACGACAAACGGCCUUGUUUCCAAACAACAACGUAGACUAUUCUCAAAUGGUUGCAUUGAACCAAUACCUGCAUGCAGGCAUGCCGUGGCAGAACUACAGCAUUCAGAGUGCUCCAUCAGCAUCAAACGGAUCAAAUUAUGACGAACAAAGUACAGCUAUGAAGUGUGAAAAUCAUCUGCAAUACGGAAACAUCAAUGAAAAUUUGACAGUAUGUAAUCACGUCCCGUCGCAGCAGACUGUGUAUCCAAUGUCCGCAAGUUAUUUGUUUGAUAAUGCCAACCAAUUCUUGCAUCUCAAAGGCUAG